Symbiodinium pilosum is the source of this 1839-nucleotide messenger RNA. Lineage: Eukaryota; Dinophyceae; Suessiales; Symbiodiniaceae. The record is from the annotation of a GenBank genome assembly.
AUGGCAGGUGCAACAGGUGCAUCCGCCACCACACUGACCAAUAAUUCCGGGCACCAGGUUGUCCAGCGCAGCAUCCAGUACCGUUUCACCUGCCGCUGCAUGACAGAUCUGUCGGCUGCCAUCUGCCUGGAUAAACUUAACUUCAAUGCGAUCAGCAAAUCUACCGCUGCGCAGACCCUGGGCGACUGGGGUGCACACGUCAUAGAUGCAGAUAAAUUGGGCCACCGCGCUUAUCUUGCGGGUACCCGGGCGUUUGACCAGGUCGUCGCCACCUUCGGGCAGGACACCGUCGGUGAAGACGGUGAGAUCGAUCGCCGAGUUCUCGGCGGCAAAGUCUUCGGCCAGGCUGACAGACUUAAGGCGCUCACAGAUAUUGUCUGGCCGGCGAUCAGAAGCAUGGCUGCCCAAGAGAUCAGCCAGGUACAGCAGAAACAGCCCCAGCAACCCAUUGUUCUGGAAGCGGCUGUCUUGAUCGAAGCGGGCUGGCAGGAUCUGGUGGAUAUGUUAUGGGUAUGCGUUGUUGAUCGCGAGAUUGCGGUCGCCCGGGCUUGCGCCCGAGAUGGCUUCGAGCCCAGUGCGGUUGAAGCCCGGAUCGAUGCACAGCUGACUAACGAAGAGCGUAUCGCUGCAGCAGAUGCUGUGAGCGGCUACACAGUGAUUCUAGAUCUACAUGCCCAUUCAAUUAAGUCUGAUGAUGGCCGAGCCAAAGUGCAGAAUUAUUGCCAGUGGAUAAAAACGCGCAACAUCCCGAUUGACGGAUUUGUGCUCACCGAGCACCGUCAAUUUGAUAACGAGUCCGACUACAGUGAUCUGGCAGCCAAACAUGGCAUCACCAUUUUAAAAGGCAGUGAGGUCGAAACUGAGUACGGCCACGUUCUGGUUUUUGGCGUCACCAAGACACUGCAGGAGGCGUUCGACUUUACCAAUAUCCACCUGGCGUUAGCUGAUGUGAUCGCAGCGUGUGAUGCCCACGGCGCUGUUGCGGUGCCCUGCCAUCCUGGUCGUAAACGUGUCGGUAUGGCCGCCCACCUUGAAGAGCAUGGUGUGCCUGCUGGUGUCAAUAUAGUGGAAGUCUACAACGGCGGCUCACGCGGCGCAGAAGAUCAGGUCGCCCAGGACAUGGCGACCGAACAGAACUAUUUAGGUAUCGGCGGCAGUGAUGCACAUAUCGUCAGUCACAUUGGCCGCUGCGCCACAAAAUUUGAAGACACCAUCCACAACGAACAAGAGCUGGUCAAUGCAUUGAAAGCUGGCCGCUUUGAAGCCAUCAAACUACAACAGGCGCUUGCGGACUACGCCAUCGCCUGUGGUGAAACCGCUGCAAAGUUCACCAAUCCUGAAGAUCCGGAUUUUCAGGCACCGCCAACCAUUGCAUCCAGUUUUCACAGAUACCAGCAUAGUGAUCCGGGAGAAGCCACAGUCAUGACUGUUAACACGAUUGCCGACGUAGAGUUCGGCGUUGAAUUGCCGUCUGUUUCUCCAGAUACCAGCCUUGCAAACGUAAAACGGUUUGUUGUGGCAGCAGGCUGGGACAGCCCGCGCUUUACUGAUCAUGCCGCUGCUAAGGAGCAGGGCCUGCCUGGCGCAUUGGUCCCAGGCAUCAUGAGCCAGGGUUUUUUAAGCGCGAUGAUCCAUCACUGGGCACCAUCCGCUGAAGUCAAACUGGUUGAUACAGUUUUCAGAGCGCCGUGUAUUGUCGAUGAACAAUACAGUAUCAACGGAGUCGUUACAGAUCUUGAUGAAGACACCGGCGAAGUAGAGAUCGAUCUUACGGUGACCAACGAAGCCGGUGAAAACCGGGUGUUUGGUACCGCAAAAGUGCUGAUACCGGUGAGUUAA